AUGCCGCUUUUUGCAAGGAUCAAGGGAGCGAGGGCAAAGACCGUUAAAUCUGAGCCACGUUUUCAAUGGAAUGACUGCUCCGCAUAUCCUGUGGAGAGGCGCAUGUUCUUAAAAGAUGAGGCCCUUGACGUGGCGGCUCGUACUGGCGAGCACCUAAUCUCUCAUAUCAGUAACGCACUUAGUCAUAUGCCUGGUUUCAACGAUGCCGUCGGUUCCAUCAUAGGUAGAGAUGAUCUGCAGGAAUGUGUCACCAAGCUUGUUGAACUGCAAGAGCGUAAUAGGUCUUUUCGGACCUAUGUCGGUGCGCUAGGCAUUACUGGAUCCGGUAAAUCCACUGCAAUUAAUGCCCUUCUCCGCGAACCAGAACUGCUGCCAACUAGCAAUUUCGAGGCGGAGACUUCUGUUCCCAUCAUUGUGGAAUACAAUUUCGACAAUGAUCCGCAUAGAGCAUAUCAUGCAGAGGUCUUCUUCAGAUCAAGAUCCGAGAUAAGCAACCAAUUGGCCACGUUCUUUCAGGAUGUUCGAAAGAAGAACGAGUUGCAGAGGGAGGACCCUCUUACCCUUACAUCAGAUGACCUGCAUGCUUUGCACGAUGCCACCGCCAGCUUGAAGCCCACGUUCGAGAUGAUUGAUACGGUAUGGGGGAUCAGCAAUAAUGAUGCCGAGAGAAUGGAUUCUGAGGCCAUCCUAUUUUCUAGUAAGGCAGUGUUACGGCUAUUUGGCACAACAGAGCGAUUCCACCAUGCUCUAAGAGAGGAUUUUAUUACCAUGAUCCACCCCUAUAUGAACUCCGACAAGGUGGGACACGCUGGGUCAAGUCAUUCGUUCUCAGUGUGGCCUCUAAUCGACCAUGUGAAACUAUAUGUCAAAUCCGAUCUUCUACGCGGUGGCCUUGGGAUCAUCGACUCCCCCGGUUCAGGGGAUGUGAUGGAGAGUCGAUCAGCGGUUGCUCGAAAAUAUUCUAACGAAGUCGACACAACGCUUGUUUUUGCCCCAGCAAAACGAGCUGCUGAUGAGAAAAUAUCCUCAAAGCUCAUCUCGGACCACCAGGAGCUUAAACUUAAAAUGAGCGGGACCUUCAACAGCAAGAGUCUGUGUAUUGUCAUAUCACAAAUCGAUGAACUUGGCGACAUGACUCGACCUCGCCUCAAGGAUUCCGACGCGAACAUCGCACUCCAGAACUGUCUCUCGGAGAAGAGGCAACUCAAGGCAGAUAUCAGAAAGCUCCAGGAGGAACGUCACGACAUCACUAAGCAACUGAGAUUAGUUCCAAAGCCGUCCAAAAACCCGAGGCCCCAGGCAUAUGCUAACAGCAAAAACUAUAAAGUCCACAAAAGCCGUAACACGGAUGCUCGGCUCAGUGCUAAAAGUCGGUUAAGAGUGAAAUCAUGCAACUUGACUGAAGAGAUUGACCGUAGGAACCACGAAUGCGGUCAGUGUGAGGCAAAUAUGAUAUUUAUCUGCGUUAGGGAGAGAAAUCAGCUCCUCAAGGCGCGAUUCCAGCAAGACAUCCAAAAGCGCCAGGCAGCGACGCGUACCAGAGGCCAACAUAAUCUACAAGAAGGGUCUGUAUCUAUUCAUCCAAUCAGUGCCUUGGCAUUCGAAGCCUGCGAGCAUGGUGAACCUCUCAUGGGAUUUCCAAGUACUGAAUACUCAGGCAUUCCUCAACUAGCGCAGUGGAUCCGGAUGGCGGCCACCAAAGACCGAGAGCCGCACGUCGAAAGCCUCCUCCACGAAUACCACGUCCUUUUCAACCGUCUUCUUGCUUGGUCCAAAGAAGACUCAGGUCAGACCAAAUUGGCACUCAAGUACGACGAGAUCAUGGGAAUAUUUAAUUCAAUCGGUGCCAGGUUGAAGACGAGUAUGAACCAGCGUUUCAAGGUGCUUGAGCGUCAAGUGCGUCAAUUGAACCCAUUGAAUCACCGGCAUAUAACUCUUAAGAACUUCCAGGAAAAGUGCAGGGGUGCUAUCCAGAGCUGGGACUAUAAGUACCCAGACCAGGUCGGGUCUAGCGAAAAGAUGCACUGUUUGACAUACUUCGCCAAUAUCAACAGAGAAGGUGGCAUAUUCACCAGCAGAGCCAAAGUCGGUAUGACUUACCACUGGAACUAUGACAUUGCGGCGAUAGUUCUCAGAAACAUAGUUGAUAGUUGGAGCGCGGCACUCCAUCGUCACAUUCCAGCGUUGUCUGGGCCGGCCAACGAGGAAAUAUCUCUAAUAUGGGAAGAUGCCAUUCAAGCACUGUUAAAAGCGGUCAAGAGCCAGGCUCCUCAGCUUUUCCGUAUCCUUGAGUAUGAAUCAUCUAAAUUGGACUUCAUCAACACUCAAGUCAAGGAUAGGAUUCAAACUGCCCUCGAGUCCAUAUCGAGGCGUGCAAGAAACGCACAUACUCGACAUGUCGAGGUUGUUCACAACACAUUGCGGCCGAUAUUCAAGAAAGCCCAGCAGCUGCAAGGUAUCGGAAAGCUACGUAGAGCCCAGGCACUCCUCUCAAGGAUACCAGUACAGUACGGAACCUCCUUGAAGAACAAAGCUUUCGAAGACCUCAACGAGAUCUUGAAUGAGAACCUAGACAGGCUUCUAGGUGACCUCAUGAAGACAGCGAAUGAUGCAGAGGAUCUAUUCAGGUCCCACUUCAGCAUGGUGCUGAACAACGUUUUAGUUCCAGUCGUGGAGCAUCGCGACGCCGCAGCACGCAAAGCGAGAUUGCAACGAGAGGUUGGCGCAGCACUGACCGAUUGCAGACUCCAGUGGACGAUGCCUGGGAUCUACCAACAGCCAAAACCGGAGGACUGCGAGCUGCCUCGGGAGUACCACGCAGUCGGAUACGACGAUAGCACAAGUGGCGAACAAGAUGGAAUGCCCGAUGAGUCCUAA
Molecule: messenger RNA, 2877 nt
Organism: Neoarthrinium moseri
Lineage: Eukaryota; Fungi; Ascomycota; Sordariomycetes; Amphisphaeriales; Apiosporaceae
Exons: 6
Coding region: 1-2877 (958 amino acids)
Source: RefSeq, a predicted model, not a curated record